AUGGGUGCCCACACCGGCAGCCGUCGUUGCAGCCCGUCGACAUCGACGGCGAGGAGAAGAACAAGGCCGGCAGCAUCCUCCGCCGCCACCGUAGCCGCCAGUAGGCCUUCGCCGACGAAGCCGAUGAGCAAGGACGAUGCCGCGGAAGGCAAGGCGAGGACGAAGGCCUUCAACAGGCGAAGGGACAUGGAGGUGAGGAAGAAGAUGGAGGUGCUGAGGCGCCUCGUGCCGAGCGGCAGCGGCAACAGCGAUGACGACGAGGUCGAUGAGCUCCUUCUGCGCGCCGCCGGCUACAUCGCGUGGCUGCAGGCGCAGGUGACGGUCAUGCAGUUCAUGGUCGACGUGCUCGAGGACACGAAGCAUUAA
Molecule: messenger RNA, 366 nt
Organism: Miscanthus lutarioriparius
Lineage: Eukaryota; Viridiplantae; Streptophyta; Magnoliopsida; Poales; Poaceae
Source: the annotation of a GenBank genome assembly